AUGUCUCAAGAGGGUGAUGCUCAAAUUCCUAAAGAUUUCAAAUUCUACUUUGAAGCCAUGACACAGAGAUUUGAAAUAUUGAACUUCAGGUUUGAUGAAAUGCAAGAUAGAAUAGAAAGAGUUGAACAAAGGGAGCGACAACCGAGAACUUCAAAACAUCUAAAUGAAGAUGACACCAAUUCUACAGUUGAUAUGAGGCAGAAUAAACGUCGAAAUGAAGGAAGAAGAGUGUGUAAUGAAGAAAGGGUUGAUAAUAACCUAGGAAGUAUCAAGAUGAAGAUUCCAUCUUUCCAAGGCAGAAAUGAUCCAGAAGCUUACUUAGAGUGGGAAAGAAAGAUGGAGUUGGUGUUUGAUUGUCAUAACUACUCUUUGUUGAAAAAGGUAAAAUUGGCUGCCAUAGAAUUUUCUGAUUAUGCUAUUGUUUGGUGGGAUCAAUUUGUGUCAAACAGAAGGAGACAUGGUGAAAGACCUAUUGAAACAUGGGAGGACAUGAAAGCUGUCAUGAGAAGGCGAUUUAUUCCAAGUCACUACCAUAGGGACUUAUUUCAGAAAUUACAAAGUCUCACACAAGGUUCUAAAAGUGUUGAAGACUAUUUCAAGGAGAUGGAGACAAGCAUGAUUCGAGCCAAUGUAGAUGAAGAUCGUGAAGCUACUAUGGCCAGAUUUUUGCUUGGCUUAAAUCGGGACAUUGCAAAUGUGGUAGAAUUACAACAUUAUGUGGAGUUAGAUGACAUGGUGCAUAUGGCCAUAAAGGUGGAGAGACAACUCAAAAGGAAGGGUACCAUGCGUAUGGGGCAGAAUUCCACUUCUCAUUCAAGACCAACAUGGAAUAAAAAUGAAGAGAAGCCUCAUUUUAAAUCUUCAGCUGGUUCCUCUAAAACCAACCAAGUUGUAAACACUUCCAGCCAAGGUAAAACUGAAUCUCAAUCCUCUAGAAAUAGAGACAUAAAAUGUUUUAAGUGUUUGGGAAGGGGCCAUAUUGCUUCUCAAUGUCUAAAUAACAAAGUCAUGAUUUUGAAAGAUAAUGGUGAUGUUGAAAGUGAAGGUGAAUCUGAUAAUGAAUCCAUGCCUUCUUUAGAAGAUGCAAGUGAUAUAGAAUUACCAGUUGAAGGAGAGCUUUUAGUGGCUAGAAGAGCUCUUAAUGUGCAAGUUAAAGAAGAUAAGGAGUUACAGCGAGAAAAUAUUUUUCAUACUAGAUGCAAUGUCAAGGACAAGGAUUUUGAGGAUGUGUUCCCUGAAGAAAUACCCGAUGGUUUACCACCAAUAAGGGCAUAUAGAACCAACCUUGAAGAGACAAAGGAGCUCCAAAGGCAAGUUAAUGAGCUUAUGCAAAAGGGGCGUGUCCGUGUGAGCAUGAGUCCAUGUGCUGUUCUAGUAUUGCUUGUGCCUAAGAAAGAUGGUUCUUGGAAGAUGUGCGUUGAAUGUCGCGCCAUCAACAAUAUCACUGUAAAGUAUAGACAUCUCAUUCCUAGAAUUGAUUAUAUGCUAGAUGAGUUGCAUGGUGCAUGUGCUUUUACUAAAAUUGAUCUUAGGAGUGGAUAUCAUCAAAUCAGAAUGAAGGAAUGUGAUGAGUGGAAAACUGCAUUCAAAACAAAAUAUGGGUUGUAUGAAUGGUUGGUUAUGCCAUUUGGUUUAACUAAUGCACCCAGCACCUUUAUGAGGUUGAUCAAUCAUGUUUUGCGUGCAUUCCUUGGAAAAUUUAUGGUUGUAUAUUUUGAUGACAUUCUGAUUUAUAGCAAAAACUUGAAUGAGCAUGUUGAGCAUUUAAAACUUGUUUUGAAUGUUUUGAGGAAAGAGAAGUUGUUUGCUAAUCUAAAAAAAUGUUAUUUUUGUACUAACAAGCUUGUGUUCCUUGGUUUUGCUGUUAGUUCUAAAGGGAUAGAGGUGGAUGAAGAAAAGGUAAGGGCAAUUCAAGAUUGGCCUAGUCCUACUUGUGUGAGUGAAGUUCGAAGUUUUCAUGGGCUGGCUAGUUUUUAUAGACGGUUUGUGAAGAACUUUAGUAGCCUAGCAGCACCAUUGACUGAGGUUAUUAAGAAAAAUGUGGGUUUUAAGUGGGGUGAUGAACAAGAAAAGACAUUUAAUUUAAUUAAGGAGAAAUUAACUAAUGCUCCUUUGCUUGCUUUGCCUAACUUUACUAAUAAUUUUGAAACUGAGUGUAAUGCCUCAGGAAUAGGUAUUGGAGCUGUUUUAAUGCAAGAAGAACGUCCCAUUUCCUUUUUUAGUGAAAAGCUAAGUGGGGCUGCUUUACAUUACCCUACAAGGGGUGAUGGACCAUUUCAAGUGAUUGAGAGGAUAAAUGAUAAUGCCUACAAGCUUGACCUUCCAGGUACAGAUUUGAGGACAAAUCUUUUUGAAGAGGGAGGGAAUGAUAUGAAUAAGGAGACAACACCUAGUGAUCCAUUACAAUUGCCAAAUGGGCCAAUAACAAGAUUAAGGGCCAAGAAGUUUAAAGAAAUGCAGCAACCAAGGCAAGUUGAAGCCGAUGAGCUAAGCAAUGACAUAACAAGCAUAUAG
This is a messenger RNA of Gastrolobium bilobum, 2514 nucleotides long. RefSeq lists its product as uncharacterized. The coding region runs from base 1 to 2514 and encodes 837 amino acids. Gene Ontology annotation, molecular function: zinc ion binding; nucleic acid binding. The record is from RefSeq and is a predicted model, not a curated record. The transcript is spliced from 5 exons. Lineage: Eukaryota; Viridiplantae; Streptophyta; Magnoliopsida; Fabales; Fabaceae.